This is a messenger RNA of Eruca vesicaria subsp. sativa (arugula), 1478 nucleotides long. NCBI's taxonomy places the organism in Eukaryota, Viridiplantae, Streptophyta, Magnoliopsida, Brassicales, Brassicaceae. The record is from the annotation of a GenBank genome assembly.
AUGGGUUUGAUAUCAUCAGCGAAAGAGACGAAGAACACUAACAGAGGAAUGGGUUUCCUCUUGGUCUUCUUCCCUGACCACAACGACGUCGUCUCUCCUUCUUCUUCUUCAUCUCCGGCGACUCUCUUCCGCUCAAAACCUUCCCGUCUUCUCCUCUCCAAAGCACAAUCCACAAUCUCAAUAUGCAUCCUCCUCCUCUUCCUCACACUCUUCCUCUUCACUCUCUCCACCUUCGAACCUUCCUCUGUCGUCUCUCCCGGUUCACACCGUCGCUUUCUCCUCACUCGCACCGUCUCCGUCGCCAAACCUCGACGUUACGCUCUUCAGGGGAUGGGUACUCUGUUCCUGAGAGGAACCAAGAGCAUGCACGGUCUCAUCGUUGCUCAUAUCGCUUCCCAUACGACGUCGGAAGAUCUCCGCCUCUUCAUGCGGUUGCUACACCGCUCAGGAGUCACUUCCCGAUCCGACGUCGUUCUACUCUUCAACUCUCCUUCCUCCGCAACUAGAUUCACCAACCUGAUCGAGGAAGAGAACGACUCGUUCUUGAAACUCGUCGACGUUCACCGAAACGCAAACUCGUCGACCCAAAACGACUCCGUUUUAGGGUUUAACCUGUCUCGUUUCAUGAAGAAGGAAUCUAUGAAGGAUAUCUCUGAGCCUAUCUGGGGUAAGAAGAGCCACCGAGUCAACGAUUCCGCAUUGAACGAGACCGAGUCAACCGAGUUGACUCACGGCUCCGUCGUGGGUUUCGACGCGACCGAGUUAGACCCAGAGAACUCGCUCUCCGGGUUUAUCGAUCACGUGCCGAUGAGCUUGAGGAGAUGGGCGUGUUACCCGAUGCUGCUCGGACGAGUCAGACGCAACUUCAAGCACGUGAUGCUCGUUGACGCAAAGACCUCGUUAUUCGUCGGUGACCCGUUAACCCGGAUUCGUAACCGGAGCCCCGAGUCAGUUCUCUUCUUCUCUAAACACAGUAACAAUAAAGGUUCCGACAUUAACCCGGCGGUUUUGAUCGGUGGAGCGAAAGGAGUCAGGAGGUUAUCGAGCGCCAUGCAUACUGAGAUCGUGAGGGCGACAAUGCAGCAGCAACAUAAGAGAAAGAGUUUGGUGUCGGAAUCUGUCGUGCUGGGUCAACUCGUUGGGAAUGUUCAUAUGACGAAGGGCUUUGAAGUGAUUGGUCCGAGUGAGUCGAUUGCGGAAGCGAGUUCGGUGGCUGAGUUGAGGACGAGAAACUCGGCGGCGUCGUCGAUUAAGAGUCAUGAUAUCAUACAACGUGGUAAUAGUAAUCAUCUCCACAUUAUUGCGAUUAUUAUGAAACGUAUUUGUUCCUCUGAGUUAGAUUUUUCUGUCUAUAGUUACUGUUAGCAUUAUUAUUAUUUUUGGAAAUAAAAAGAGUGAAAAAAUAAAAAUAAACAAUAGGGAUAUUUUGUUGUUUUGUUUUAGAGUUAUUCUUAUGAUAAUGUUAUUUUAUAUUUGAU